Molecule: messenger RNA, 1040 nt
Organism: Ziziphus jujuba (common jujube)
Lineage: Eukaryota; Viridiplantae; Streptophyta; Magnoliopsida; Rosales; Rhamnaceae
Product: probable rhamnogalacturonate lyase B
Exons: 6
Coding region: 1-861 (286 amino acids)
Molecular function (GO): carbohydrate binding
Source: RefSeq, a predicted model, not a curated record
AUGACUUUGUCUGCUUAUGUGGGGUUAGCACCACCUGGGGAUAAGGGAUCCUGGCAAAUGGAAAGUAAGGGGUAUCAAUUCUGGACUCAAUCUGACCAGAAAGGGAAUUUCUCAAUUAAAAACAUUCGACCGGGAAACUAUAAUUUAUAUGCUUAUGUCCCUGGCAUUAUUGGGGACUACAAAUAUGAUAAUAUUAUUACAGUCCAACCAGGGUCCAAUAUCACAUUGGACGUUCUUGUUUAUGAACCACCAAGAAAUGGUCCUACUCUUUGGGAAAUUGGUAUCCCUGAUCGUACUGCUGCAGAGUUCUACGUACCAGACCCCUAUCCAAAUCUCACAAACACUUUGUUCGAUAGUAGUCCUAAAAACAAGUUUAGGCAAUACGGCUUGUGGGAACGGUACGCAGAUUUUUAUCCUAAUGAAGAUCUCAGCUACACCAUUGGUGUCAAUGAUUAUAGAAAAGAUUGGUUUUAUGCUCAAGUCACAAGGAAAAUUGGAGAUGGCUCAUAUAUAGCAACCACGUGGCAGGUUAAUUUCGAACUUAAAGAUAGGCCCAUCACAGGAGAUUACACACUCCAACUAGCAUUGGCAGCUGCCUCCUUCUCUGAAUUGCAGGUUCGGUUCAACGACGGUGAAGCCAGAAUACCCCAUUUUACAACAAGGCUAAUUGGAAGGGACAAUGCGAUUGCAAGGCAUGGUAUCCAUGGCUUGUACUGGUUUUACAGCAUCAAUGUUUCUAGCUUUUGGCUUCGACAAGGAAGCAACACCAUUUUUCUCACUCAAUCCAGAGCCACAGACGCUUUUCAAGGAAUUAUGUAUGAUUAUAUCAGACUAGAAGGACCACCUCAAAUCUCACUCUGACUUUGUUUCCAGGAGAGAAAUUCUAGUUGUGGGAAGGAAUUUUGCUCAAGGGUAUAAUAAUUAGUAAUGACCAUGUGCGAUAAGUGAAAAAUAUAUUAUAUAUAAAUUAAUAUGUAUGACUAUAUUAUAUAUGAGAAACAACAAAAACAGAUUAGGCAUGUAAAUUGACAGGUAGCUAA